AUGUGCCAGCUUUCCCUCCGCCCUGCUACUCCCGAGGUUCACACCUGCAACCUCGCCAAACCCUGCUUCUUCGACCCCGCGGGGAAAAUGACCGACCGGCUAACUCUCGGCAGUGUGUCAAUCGCGACGCCGUGCCUGUCGACCGGAAAGAUAUCCCUCCCGCAAUGGAACGCCCGCCGGUGA
Molecule: messenger RNA, 183 nt
Organism: Cordyceps militaris CM01
Lineage: Eukaryota; Fungi; Ascomycota; Sordariomycetes; Hypocreales; Cordycipitaceae
Exons: 1
Coding region: 1-183 (60 amino acids)
Source: RefSeq, a predicted model, not a curated record